AUGAAUAUCUCCGAAGCUCCCAUCUUUCCCGUUCUCAGUGGCAAGGUAGCCAUUAUCACGGGUGGCUCCCAGGGCAUGGGAAAGGCGACUGCUUCGGUAUUUCUUCGUGCAGGCGCCAAAGUGGUCAUUGCCGAUCUCAAGACUGAGCAAGGAGAGGAGCUCGUUCGGCAGCUUUCUACCCUCCAUGAAGGAGCGAUUCGCUUUGUCAAAACAGACAUCUCCAAAUCGGAGGAUGUCCAAAAUCUUAUUGAACAAACGAUCAAUGCAUUCGGUAGACUUGAUGUAGCCAUCAACAAUGCUGCUAUGUCACCUGAUCAAACUCCUUUGAUUGAAUCCGAUGAGUCUUAUUGGCGCAAGCUAGUAGACGUCAAUCUCACCGGCACUGCUCUCUGCUGCAAGUAUGAAUUGCAGCAGUUCAAAAAACAGGGGUCCAAGGGGUCAAUAGUGAACAUUGCUUCAAUCAACGCCUUUAUGCCUCAGCCGAACAUGCCCGCCUAUACUGCUACAAAGCACGCACUUCUCGGGUUGACCAAGCAUGCUGCAACUGAAGGUGGUCCUUUAGGAGUCAGAGUCAAUGCUAUCGCCCCUGGUGCUAUUUUCAGUGACAUGUCUGCCAAGGCAUUGGAGAUUAUGGGUACCAAUCAUGACGAAUUUGCGCCCAAAGUUAGCAGCUUGAACAGAUUUGGACAGGCUCACGAAGUGGCACAUGGAUCUCUUUGGCUAGCCUCAGAUAGUUCAUCGUACGUCAAUGGCAUUUGUCUACCCAUUGAUGGUGGAUUUCUGUCCAAGUGGUAG
Penicillium taxi is the source of this 795-nucleotide messenger RNA. Its product is annotated as SDR family NAD(P)-dependent oxidoreductase. Bases 1 to 795 code for a protein of 264 amino acids. The transcript is spliced from 2 exons. The record is from RefSeq and is a predicted model, not a curated record. Gene Ontology annotation, molecular function: oxidoreductase activity. NCBI's taxonomy places the organism in Eukaryota, Fungi, Ascomycota, Eurotiomycetes, Eurotiales, Aspergillaceae.